Molecule: messenger RNA, 1674 nt
Organism: Aphanomyces invadans
Lineage: Eukaryota; Oomycota; Saprolegniomycetes; Saprolegniales; Verrucalvaceae
Exons: 4
Coding region: 46-1560 (504 amino acids)
Source: RefSeq, a predicted model, not a curated record
GCAACACAGGCCACCACGAAAGGCAUCAAGCAGGCGACGGGACCGAUGCUGCGCUGCAUUGCCCAGCACGCCGCUGCCGUGCCCCGUGCGCGGUAUGCGUUCAUGAACCGCUUUAGCUUGCUGCAUACAGGCCGAGCUACUCCAGAGGGUGCUUCUUUGAUUUUGUCCAAAGCGCAAGUUGAACCGGCAGCAGUCUUUCAGUUCCCGGGAGCAACGACGGGCGUCGCGAUUGCCCCGCUCGGGUAUGGUAGUCCCGCUUCGUUCAUCAAGGAUACACAAGUUAUCUCUGAGCUGAAAGCGGCAGUGCUGACACGCGGCAGCAACCUGGUCCAAAUGCACUUCACGUACUCAGAGGACCCCGAAAACGACGAGAAGGUGGGCCAGGUCGCAGAAAGCAUUGCCAUCAACGAACUGCUUACUGAGGACGACGUGCCGCGAGAAGGACUCGUGCUCAGCGCCAUAUUGGACGGCGAUGUUCUCGGCCAAGAGUCCUCCUUGAGUGUGCACGACCGACUCUCGAGUGCCGUCCUUCGUUCGCAUUUGCGACAAAUCUUGCGGCAACUCGACGUGGAGGUUUUGGACUUGCUCAUCGUUCGCCUCCCGUCCGCGAUCUUCACGCUGCCCUCUAACGACGCGACCGCGAUGUUGCACACUGCCGUGAUGGCCCUUGAAGGGGCUAUUGGUGACAACCUGCUUCAGGGGUAUGGCUUCGCCUUGCCAUCGACAUUCUCUCCUUCUCCCGAUGGCACAUCCGUCACGGACGACGACAUUGAAGCGUUUGUGGCGAAUGUGGUCGUACCCAACGUGAUGCCAGGCUGUGUUGCACUGCAGCGGCGCACCAAUUUGGUCGAAGGUCACCGGUUGGCGUCUGCGCCGUUGGUGCCGCCGCACGUCCAGUGGAUCGGCGAGUUCCCGCUGGAUAUUCACGUCCAAGUCGAUGGGUGCCGCAAGCCGCUGCGACUGAAAACAACGGACGAAGCGCAUGACGGCGCCGAGGUCGCUGCCAAACUCAAGGAAUCGUUUGGGUUUGCCUUGAAUGUGGAAACCAAGUACCACAACGACUUGUACCCGUCCCAUAGCGCCCUCCUCCCGCCGCCGGACGACGUCGCGUGGGCCCAUAUUCUCGCGGCGCAACACGCUCAGCUCAACAACUUAGCCGAGUGGAUCUACAUUCGAGAAACACAGAUUCAGCCGCGGCUGGAAGCGGUGCUCCAGCGCCUUCAAGCGGUCGACGUGUCCAAGGACUUUGCUUUUGCUUAUUCCGUCGCGAUGCGGACGCUGUUGCGCCAUUUCGACGUGUCCAUCGAGAUGACGGCAGCACAUCACAACGAGCGCAUCCUAGCUAGUGUUCUCGACGGCGGUGGAGUGCCAGCAAGCCAUGAGUCCCGUCAAACGAUCGAAGCGAUCGCAUUGCGUGUGGCACAGAGCUGCGAGGCGGUGAAUGUUGUCCUUGUGUCGCAGGAGGUGCCAGCGUCGUGGAUGGCUCCAAGUGACAAAGUGCCGACGAUCGCGUUGGAUGCGAUUCGAUCGUCUCAAGCGCGAUGGGAUGACCUGGAUUAGCUUGGCCAUGCUACGCUUUUCGUAGCCCCUCAUGGAGCACAUAAAUAGAGGCAACAUGACAUCGUCAUGCGGGCAUUUCGGGCGCAUCCUUUGGCGGCUCGACUUCGACGCGGG